GCCCGGCCGGCGGACCCGCAGCCCAGCCCCGCGGCGAGGCCCCGCCGGGAGCAGACACCGCAGGGCUGGCCAGCGCUGCUGAGUGGGAGGCGAACGGUGCUGUCUGAGCCUCCCUGCGGGCUGAAAAGCGUCAUGGCCAGCAUCGUGCCAGCCUCCCUGGCUCUCCUGCUGCUGCCUAUGACGGCCGCCAUGCGCUCCGACUGCAUGUUCAGGCAGGAGCAGGCCACGUGUCUGGAGAGGAUUCAGAAGGCGAACGAACUGCUGGCCUCCAACAGCUCCUCCCGAGGCUGCCCCGGCAUGUGGGACAACAUCACCUGCUGGAAACCUGCCCACGUGGGUGAGAUAGUCCUUGUCAGCUGCCCCAAAUUCUUCCAAAUCUUGGAUCCAGACCAAGUCUGGGAGACAGAAACCAUCGGAGAGUUUGAUUUCGAAGACAUUAGUUCCUUGGAUCUCUCAGGCAUGCGGGUGGUGGGCCGGAACUGCACGCGGGACGGCUGGUCGGAGCCCUUCCCUCACUACUUCGACGCCUGCGGGUUUGAUGAAUAUAAUGAGUCCGAGGCUGGGGACCAGGAUUACUACUACCUGUCGGUGAAGGCCCUGUACACGGUUGGCUACAGCACGUCCCUGGUCUCCCUCACCACUGCCAUGGUCAUCUUGUGUCGCUUCCGGAAGCUGCACUGCACCCGAAACUUCAUCCACAUGAACCUGUUCGCGUCGUUCAUGCUGAGGGCCAUCUCCGUCUUCAUCAAGGACUGGGUCCUCUACGAGGAGCAGGACAGCAACCACUGCUUCGUCUCCACCGUGGAAUGCAAGGCCAUAAUGGUUUUCUUCCACUACUGCGUCGUGUCCAACUAUUUCUGGCUGUUCAUCGAGGGCCUGUACCUCUUCACCCUGCUGGUGGAGACCUUCUUCCCCGAGAGGAGAUACUUCUACUGGUACACCAUGGUCGGCUGGGGGUCCCCAACCAUAUGUGUGUCGGCGUGGGCUGCGCUGAGGCUGUACCUGGAUAACACAGGCUGCUGGGAUAUGAAUGACAGCACACCUCUGUGGUGGGUGAUCAAAGGCCCUGUGGUUGGUUCCAUAAUGGUGAACUUUGGGCUCUUCGUCGGCAUCAUCUUCAUCCUCGUGCAGAAACUUCAGUCUCCAGACAUGGGAGGCAAUGAGUCCAGCAUCUACUUCAGCUGCGUGCAGAAAUGCUACUGCAGGCCAGAGCGGGCUCAGCAGCACUCCUGCAAGAUGUCAGAACUGUCCACCAUUACUCUGCGGCUGGCCCGGUCCACCCUGCUGCUCAUCCCGCUGUUUGGAAUCCACUACACGGUGUUCGCCUUCUCCCCGGAGAACGUCAGCAAGAGGGAGAGACUGGUGUUUGAGCUGGGCCUGGGCUCCUUCCAGGGCUUUGUGGUGGCUGUUCUCUACUGCUUCCUGAAUGGGGAGGUGCAGGCGGAGAUCAAGCGUAAGUGGCGGAGCUGGAAGGUGAACCGUUACUUCGCCGUGGACUUCAAGCACCGGCACCCGUCCCUGGCCAGCAGCGGGGUGAACGGGGGCACCCAGCUCUCCAUCCUGAGCAAGAGCAGCUCCCAGAUCCGCAUGUCUGGCCUCCCUGCCGACAACCUGGCCACCUGAACCCCUUCCCUUGUCCACGCAGGCCGGGGCUGCCGGCGCAGGCCGGCCACGCAUGUUUGCCUCUUUUCUCCCUUCGGGCAGGCCCUGGGCUGGGCGCUGGGCUCCCCGAGGGGGGAGAAGGACGUAGGUGCAGAUGGGUAUCCCCCCUCUUCCCAUUUUGGCGCUGGCCCCACCCACCACAGACCCCUGGGCCCUGACCCCAGACAUGUAAAUACUCCCUAAAUCUGGAAAAGUCAUUCCAUCCUUCGUCCAGUGUCCCUGCCCACCUCAAGCAGGUCCCAGGUCCACCUGCCCCAUCUCCACCAGCCUCCGUGAUCACCUGACCUGGUCGUGAAGCUGACAACCUUGCUUUGGGGGUUCGGGUGGGGCCUGCCUGACGGCCUCCCAAAGUGUCUGACCCUCAGUGCGGACUCCUGGAGCCUGCUGGCCACCUGGGCCCUUCUCAGGCUGGCCCAGUCCCCAUGGCCAGCUGGAGGUGCAGCUUGGAUGACAGUCCUUCAGCGCCGGCCAGAUGUGGAGUGUCCUCGCGCUCACCCAGCACCGUGCCGUCCAGGUGCCCGGCUCCUGGGUGUCAGGGCAGUGGGCCCCUCUGGGGCUCCUCCAGUCUGAGACUGCGGUUUGGGUAUAGGGCUAAAAGGUCAGGGGGUGUUCUGGUGCUUUUCAUUUGGCCCAAGAAAAAUUGAUGGGACUAGAAACGUGGACGUGGUCGGGAAGGAGACGGAAAGAGAGUGGAAGGACUCGAGAAGACCUCACCGUUCCAUUAUUGUACCCUGACUCGCGGUGGGCAAGGGUUCGUCUGGCAGCCUCUCUCCGGCCCCUCCGGCCCCUCCCGCCCUGGCAUCAGCUGUGGAAGGGAGAGAUGGAUGCCUCAGAAAAGCUGCUCCCCAGCCACACCUCCCACGUAGAACCCCAAGUCCUCCCUGGCUCCUCACUUCCCCAACGUCAAAGCCAUGACUAGGAUGGACUGGAUGCCUUCCUGUGAUGUCAGUGAGUCUGAGCA
Molecule: messenger RNA, 2623 nt
Organism: Molossus molossus (Pallas's mastiff bat)
Lineage: Eukaryota; Metazoa; Chordata; Mammalia; Chiroptera; Molossidae
Gene: ADCYAP1R1
Product: ADCYAP receptor type I
Exons: 17
Coding region: 133-1623 (496 amino acids)
Biological process (GO): cell surface receptor signaling pathway; adenylate cyclase-modulating G protein-coupled receptor signaling pathway
Cellular component (GO): plasma membrane; neuron projection
Molecular function (GO): vasoactive intestinal polypeptide receptor activity; peptide hormone binding; G protein-coupled peptide receptor activity
Source: RefSeq, a predicted model, not a curated record